This is a messenger RNA of Phycomyces blakesleeanus NRRL 1555(-), 1641 nucleotides long. RefSeq lists its product as hypothetical. The transcript is spliced from 6 exons. Gene Ontology annotation, molecular function: aldehyde dehydrogenase (NAD+) activity. The record is from RefSeq and is a predicted model, not a curated record. The coding region runs from base 1 to 1641 and encodes 546 amino acids. NCBI's taxonomy places the organism in Eukaryota, Fungi, Mucoromycota, Mucoromycetes, Mucorales, Phycomycetaceae.
AUGCUUUCUCGUUCUCUUUACAGUCAAGCAUCCAAGGCUCUUCUCAGCCAACGACCCCGUGUAGCAAGAUCAGGCGUACUUGGCAGAAUCAGCGCACGCUGUCUGUCCACGUUCGACAAGCAUCAUGAUGUAUUCGAAACACUGGGGAUCCAAAAAACCAACAACAAGGGAGUGUUUGAUGGAGAAUGGUCAGGAUCAGGACCAAUCGUUCCUUCCAUAAAUCCUGUGAACAACCAAGUCAUUGCCGAAGUAGUUACUGGUACUACAGCAGAUUUGGAUAGAGCUCUUGAUAGGGUAGCCGAGGCACAAAAGAUCUGGGUAGAGAUGCCUAUUCCCAAACGUGGACAUGUUUUGUUGGCCAUGCGAGAUGCUCUUGUCAAAAAUCUUCAACCUCUUGGUAAAUUGGUUGCUCUUGAGAUGGGCAAGAUUCUACCCGAAGGUGUGGGCGAGGUCCAGGAAUAUAUUGAUAUUCUUGAAUACGCUCUUGGUUUAUCUCGAAUGAUGCAAGGUGCAAUAAUUCCCUCUGAAAGACCAGGCCAUAUUAUGCUCGAGACUUGGAAUCCACUUGGUACAGUUGGUGUAAUUAGUGCCUUUAACUUUCCAGUGGCUGUGUAUGGAUGGAACAGUGCCUUGGCCUUAGUAACCGGUAAUGGCGUACUUUGGAAACCCUCUCCCACAACCCCGUUGUGUGCUCUUGCUAUCACACGUAUCUUGGAGCAGACCUUGCGCCAGCACAAUCUCCCACCUGCUCUUUGCUCUCUUGUCACUGGCGGAACGGACGUGGGUGUUUCCCUGACAGCCGACAAGCGAACUCAUGUGCUGUCUUUUACCGGAUCUACCCAGGUGGGACGAGAGGUCGGAAAGGUCGUCCAGGGACGCUUUGGAAAGUCUAUUCUUGAACUCGGUGGCAACAAUGCCAUUGUAGUAAUGGACGACUGCGAUAUUGAUCUGGCCGCGCGCGCUAUUUUGUUUGCUGCUGUCGGAACAGCUGGCCAGAGAUGCACUACCACCCGCCGCUUGAUUGUACACGAAUCCGUUUAUGACAGUUUGAUCGAACGAUUGAUCAAGGCCUAUGGUCAAGUCAAGGUCGGAGAUCCUCUGGACGACGGUGUUCUUUGUGGCCCGCUCCACACCGAGGCUGCAGUCUCGACUUACAAGCAAGUGCUUGACUCAGUAAUCAAGCAAGGAGGCGAAGUGCUUUGUGGUGGACAGGUCCUCACAGAGGGUGAAUUCGAACAUGGUAACUUUGUAGUUCCUACCCUUACAAAGGUUCGUCCAGAUAUGGACAUUAUCAAGAAUGAGGCCUUUGUUCCAAUUCUUCACACCAUGACAUUCAAGACACUUGACGAGGCCAUUGCUAUUAACAACGGAGUAGCCCAGGGAUUGUCUAGUUCCAUCUUUACAACCAAUCCUGCCAACAUGUUCAAGUGGAUUGGACCAAAAGGAUCUGAUUGUGGUAUCAUCAAUGUAAACAUUCCCACCAAUGGUGCAGAGAUUGGCGGUGCUUUUGGCGGUGAAAAGGAGACUGGAGGCGGCCGUGAGAGUGGUAGUGAUAGCUGGAAACAAUACUGCCGACGUGGCACUUGUACUAUCAACUAUUCUGGGGCAUUGCCUUUGGCCCAAGGCAUCAACUUUGGUUAA